AUGCUUCGAAGAUCAUCACUCGUCGUCAUAGCAGCUGUUGUUACUGCAGCCGCUGCUACUACUCUGUCUUUUAGAUCAGACCAGGAGCCUGGUAACGGCACGGAAUUGAGUCUUGUUGAGCAGCCCGUCAACACAGAAGCAGAGCCAUCUGACUGGAUUGCCCUCCCAUUGUGCGCUCUCAACUGCGUUACCAUCGCUUGUUCCAAGCUCGAUAUAUCCUGCAUUUGCAAGAAUGUGGAGCAGCCAUCCCAUACUUUAUCAUGCCUCAAGUCAUCAUGCAGCUUUUCCGACAGUCUACUUACAAUGAGCCUCGCCAAGGACUCGUGCGGUUCCCCAGUACGAGAUCGCUCCGGCAGGUUCAAGGUAAUGAAUUAUUCUCUCGGUUUCACAACUCUUACUAUCGCUGUUAUUCGCUUCGCAUCCAAGUUUCUCUUCAGCAUCCGACAAGGGUUUGGACCGGAUGACUGGGCACUGUUUGCAGCAGCAUUUAUCGGCAUACCUUGCAUCGCCUUCAACGUCUGGGGACUCAUUGACAAUGGGCUGGGCAAAGAUAUCUGGACGCUAGCUCCAAGUACCAUUUCCAAGCUCGCUCAAUGGUUUGUGGCGAUGGAGGUUUUCUAUGUGGUGAUUAUGACGGUUAUCAAAACCAGCCUCAUGCUCUUUUACCUCGACUUGUUCACGGGAACCCAAUUUCGCAAAUUGAUAUGGGGAACAGUCAUCUUACUCGCCGCUUCUUGCGUCAGCUUCGUUAUCGGAACCCUUGUGCAGUGUGUUCCAUUGGAAUUCACCUGGGAGCAGUUUGACGGUAGCGACUCCGCUCAAGGGCAGUGCAUCAAUGUCAACGCAUUCGGAUGGGCAAACGCAGCUGUCAACAUUGCGAUAGAUUUCUGGCUCCUUGCGAUUCCUCUAAUCCAGCUAUACAAGCUGGAUACACACUGGAAGAGAAAGCUAAGUGCAGCCAGCAUGUUCCUGACGGCAGUAAUAGCUACGAUCAUCUCCAUUGUCCGACUCCAGUCACUCUUCCACUUUGGCAAUUCUGCGAAUCCAACAUGGGAUCAUUGGAACGUUGCCUAUUGGUCUACCGUCGAAGUCAACGUGAGCAUUAUCUGCACGUGUCUUCCAUCUAUACGGCUUAUCUUGGCACAUUUAUUUCCUCGAGUCAUCGGUUCAAGUCUUGUUCUGCCUCCAGUGUCCGAAGACUCUUGGAUUGGUGAAAAGAUCACCAGCCCAAAUCCUUUGGACGUGGAAUCGCACGAGCUAUGCAACAGCAGAAGCAUAGACGGAACUUCGAAGACGAGCGUAUCUGUACAACAUAUCGGUGGGAUUUUCCAAGACUAA
Trichoderma asperellum CBS 433.97 is the source of this 1338-nucleotide messenger RNA. RefSeq lists its product as uncharacterized. The record is from RefSeq and is a predicted model, not a curated record. NCBI's taxonomy places the organism in Eukaryota, Fungi, Ascomycota, Sordariomycetes, Hypocreales, Hypocreaceae.